AUGAAGAUCCGUCAAGUCCCACUGACGGAACAACCCCGUCCCGCGCACUUCAGGCGACUUACCACCAAGCUCGAACGGGUGAAUCGUCGCCUCGACGAGGUCGAUUCGAAAGUUCAUCGCGCCACCAGCUCAGCUCCGGAAUUGACGAAAGCACUCGCCGACACCCGAAGAAGCCCGCUCACCCGCAGGCUCCGCCAGAUUGAGCUACACGAAAGAGUUCGACUCAAAAUCGACUCUUACACCGGCGAAGAAGACCCCAAGAAGUGGCUAACCGCGUUCAACCUCGCCAUGAGGAGGGAGAAAUACAAAUCUUACGAUGAAAGGGAGGCCAACUACUGUCAAGUAUUCGUCGAGCACAUGGCGAAAGAUGCCUUGACCUGGUUCUCUAACCUCCCCGCCGAGUCGAUCGAUAACUUCGACGACCUAACCAAUGCUUUUCUGAAGCAUUACUCCAUGCACAUGACCCGAAUCACUCGGAACAUGUUCACCACAACGCAAACCCAAGGCGAACCAUUGCGCAGCUUUAUGGAAAGGUUCAAACAAGCAAAUACUGGCGACAUGCCCGAUAGCGUCCCGCGUCCCGGAAGCACUCCGCAACGGCCUCUGGUACGACUCCAAGUUCAAGGAGGAUUUGUCACUAAAACCCCCUGCGACUCUGGAGGACGCGUUCCACCGCUCUCGGAACUACAUCUUCCUCGAGGAAGACCAGCGCUUCUACGCCGAGAAACAUGGAGAUAG
Microthlaspi erraticum is the source of this 738-nucleotide messenger RNA. NCBI's taxonomy places the organism in Eukaryota, Viridiplantae, Streptophyta, Magnoliopsida, Brassicales, Brassicaceae. The record is from the annotation of a GenBank genome assembly.